Messenger RNA from Phaedon cochleariae (mustard beetle), 2420 nucleotides. Lineage: Eukaryota; Metazoa; Arthropoda; Insecta; Coleoptera; Chrysomelidae. The record is from the annotation of a GenBank genome assembly.
CAGCUAUAUGAGUGGAAUAAUAGUGAACUCAUAAGAAACUAAUAUCCUCAAUUUAUUUUGUAAAAAUCAGAAAAAAAAAGAUCAAUUCAAGGCAAUAUCAUGAUCCAUUCGUUAUGACAUUUCCGUAAUACUGUGCUAAAAAUCAAAUAAUCUAACCUACUUACUAACCACUUGAUCUAAAUUUGAAGCGAUCUGCGUGAAACGAAUAUAUUUUCAGUAAGUAACAAGAAUUCCUGUGUUCAGUGUUGAUGUGUUUUUUUGUAUCUCCGUGAAAUAUGGAUACAACACACGAAGAAAACAUAGAAGACCAUUCUUGCCCAAGCCGAGAUGCUGAAGGUCCUAAUGUCAGGUGCAGUGCUGAAAGGUCCAAGAAAAACUCCAACUAUGCAAAAGUGCCAAAUAAAUCGGCUGACGUGAAAAAUAAUAAAAGGCUGAUGAACUAUUUCCGGGAAUAUUGUGAAUACACGGGAAUCCAUGGAUUCAGAUAUAUCGGAGAAAAUAGAACGUUAUUAGAGAGGAUAUGGUGGAUCAUAUCUUUGGUUGUGGCAGUUAUGUUCUGUGGAGUAAUGAUAUACGAAAUAUUCCAAAAAUACAUAAGUUUUCCAGUACUCGUCACCUUUUCCAUGCAGGAAACUCAUUUGCAAAAAAUGCCGUUUCCUGCAGUAACAAUAUGCCCUAGGGCAAAAAUUUCUGCGAGUUACUUGAAUCUAACGGAUAUUUUCCAGAAAAAGUUUGAGGGAUUACCUGUUACCAUUGAGGAGGAGAAAAAAUUGGACUUAGCCUCAACAUUUUGUGAUUUUUAUGCUGGUAAUAAGACGAAAGGUCUUGUUGAAGGGAAGGAUUUCUACGAGUUUGUUGAAAAGAGUAGAGCAUACUUCUUCCAUUAUUGCCAAUACUUGGGAAAUGUAGUUGACUGUUAUGAUGUUUUUACUCCUGUAUUAACAGAAGAAGGGAUUUGUUAUUCGUAUAACAUUCUGAAUAAGAAGGAUAUAUUUCGAGAUAACGUCCAAUUUCCAUUCCAAGAUUUUCAUGACGCACCAUCAUUGAAGCAAUGGAACAUUGAGGAGGGAUAUACGGUACGGGAAGUUGACACGUAUCCAAAACGAGCUCUACGUAUAGGGGCAAAAGGAGCAUUGCUGGUGGUCAUGAAAACUCAUGUGUCUGAUAUUGAAUAUGAAUGUGCAAGUGAUGAAUCUGGAUAUCGGGUGAGGCUCCAUUUACCAUCGAAUUUUCCCGAUGUAACCGACAACCAUUUCUUGGUUCCACUAGAUAAUCGAGUCAGCGCUGCUAUUAUACCACACAUGAUCAAAACAUCAGAGGGCGUCAAAAUGUUUGACGUCACCAAAAGAGAUUGUUAUUUUCAGUCGGAGAGAUCGCUGGAGUUUUUCAAAAUUUACUCACAAGAACAUUGCAUGAUGGAGUGUAGGGGGAAGUAUGUUCUGAAAAUUUGCGGUUGUGUUGAUUUUUUUAUGCCGAGGAGACCUGACACACCAAUAUGUCUUUUACAGGACAUUGAAUGCUUGGAAGAAGCUACAUCGAAGUUCUCAAUAUACAAUGAAUAUUCUGAAGUUAUAGACAACGGAAAUAUCAAUAACGUUGUGAAUUGUGAUUGCAGACCUACUUGUACAGAUAUAACUUACAGUCUCGAAAUGUCCCAAAAUACAGUGAAAUAUGUACCAUUGAAUAAAACUGCAAGAGAAAUUAUCGACAAUGAACAUUAUCGCUACUCCAUUAUCAUCUUAUACUUCAAAAGCAACCACAUAGAAACGAAGGAAAGAAAUGAACUGUAUGGAUUCUCCGAUGUUGUUUCCAAUUUUGGAGGUCUUCUUGGAUUAUUCACAGGAUUCUCUAUUUUAUCUUUUACAGAAAUCAUAUACUUUUUAUCGCUGAGGAUAUGGGGAAACAUUCAACUUUUUGGAAAUUGGAGUGGACAAAGAAUUAACUGAACUGAAACCAUUUUAAUUUUUAAUUACCUCGAAUGUUACCAACUAAAUUUUAUAUUGUACCAAGAAUUGAAGUGGAAUACGAACCACAAAAAUAUACCGUGUCUUGUAAGGAGAAGUUGAAAAUAAAAUGAAUUUCAUUUUCCAGUUGUUUUCCUGAAAAUGAUAAAAAUAAAUCCUCAUAAAUAUCAGGUUUGUUUUAUUCAAUUGAUUAUACAGCGUUUUAGGGUUUUCAAAAUGUAUUCACAGUAAUUAAAGUUGUUGUGGUCCUGCCCAAUAUCCAUAGAGCCUAGUGUUGCAGCAAAUCCUCACAGUGAGAAAGUAGAUAGCUUCCAUAACUGAAAGGACGGAAACUCCAGUGAAAAGUCCUAAUAAGCCACCGAAAUUAGCCAAAAAGUCCGUCGGUCCAUAAAACUCAUGCCUCUGGGUAGUGAUGAAAUGCGACGACUUGAAAAAGAUCGUAAGUUUCGAUACGUG